AUGGAGGAUAAAACUAUCACAUUGAAAACCAAGCCUGGUGCUUCCCUCCACGUGUCCAUCGCCCACCACCGGCCGCAGGAUGAGAGACAGUUAUCUGACACUCUUGUUGUAUUCCUCAACGGCCUCGUACUCCCUUCUGCCGGUUGGACUGGAACAGUCGAGCAUCUUUUCAAACUCCGCAGCGAUUCCAACCGGCCGACGCCCACUUUACUCUGCUAUGACCGCUACGGCCAAGGGAAAUCUGACUCGGACCCGUCCGACAUCCCAGAUUCGCCUUACGGCCAUGAUGCCCGCGCUGCCAUCGCCGACCUCCACCAGCUUCUCAUCCAGGUUUCCCAGGACGAACUCAAUCGCCAGAUCGAGGACCUUCGCAUAAUCCUGGUUUGCAACUCGAUCGGAUGUGCCCUCGCCCGCCUCUACGCAGCCGAACACCCUGGCCGUGUAGCGGCGUACCUCUUCCUUGACUCGAUGAUGGCAAAUACGGACUUUGUCUCCGUGUUUCCUGACCCGGCCGAGCCCGGUUUUGAUGAGGGCCAGCUGCCGGAGGGCCUCACGGCUGAGGGGCUGCGGCAUACGCGGGAGAGGGUCCGUCAAUUUUUCCACCCUACGGUGCCCAACCCAGAGCAUUUCGAUCGGAGGAACCUGAGGGAGUUACUGCCGUAUGCGAGUAAACCCGCCUUACCCAACGGCCCCGGCGGGGAGCCUCCCCUAUUGACGGUUGUGGGACAUGAUUGGGAUGAGUUUGCGGAUCAGUGUGAGAAUGGCUCACUGUCCGUACCAAAGGCCAUCGUCAACGCAUAUAUGAACCCGGCCUGGGGUGCGUACAAUGACGGUCUGACCCGGCUUGCACAAGCGACGAGUGAUAUGAAGAUUGCCAAGGGCUGCGGCCACUUCAUCCAGAAGGACGACCCGAUCUUUGUCGCGGGCGAGAUUGACAACAUUCUAAACGAGCUGCAGACGCUUGCGUAA
This is a messenger RNA of Chaetomium globosum CBS 148.51, 969 nucleotides long. RefSeq lists its product as uncharacterized. The transcript has 2 exons. The record is from RefSeq and is a predicted model, not a curated record. The coding region runs from base 1 to 969 and encodes 322 amino acids. Lineage: Eukaryota; Fungi; Ascomycota; Sordariomycetes; Sordariales; Chaetomiaceae.